Messenger RNA from Callithrix jacchus (white-tufted-ear marmoset), 6885 nucleotides. RefSeq names its product intraflagellar transport 74 (gene IFT74). The record is from RefSeq and is a predicted model, not a curated record. Gene Ontology annotation, biological process: intraciliary transport involved in cilium assembly; cilium assembly. Gene Ontology annotation, molecular function: beta-tubulin binding. Gene Ontology annotation, cellular component: cilium; intraciliary transport particle B. NCBI's taxonomy places the organism in Eukaryota, Metazoa, Chordata, Mammalia, Primates, Cebidae.
GGGGCAGGCGCCGGGCGCUACUGGGUGGGGCCAAGGGCCGGGAACGCCGGGCUAGCCCUUUGGCGAAGUUGGACCCUCACACGCAGCCCCAGUCAAGAAGGGCGAGGUCUUCUCCCCGCUCCCGCCCAGGCUGGACGAUCCAGGGCGGCAGGCCAGGACAGAAGCUCUGAGAUCCGGGAUUCCCCAGUUUCGUCAAGGAGCACCUCCACUCGCUUUCCCCAGAGCGACUCCUCCGAGCAGACCCCAGCGGAACCUCUUCCAUGCCUGCCGGGUGCAGCGGUGGCUCUCGCCUGUAAUCCCAGAGCUUUGGGAGGCAGAGGCCGCCCCGCUGUUUUCCACUUCUUCCAAAAAGCGCUUUAGAGUGAAGAAAUAAACAUCCGUCCUCAACUCUCGCGAGAGCUCCGCGUGUAACCAGGGCUGAGGCGGAGGAUUGGUCUCUCAGACUGAAGAGCCUCCGCCAUCACGCCCCGGUUGCCAGGAUACGCUGAAGCGCAGGGCCGCUAGUGGGUAGGCCUGAGAGCCGAGGAGAAGUGCGCGUGGGCGAACAGAUGUGCACGGCCUCGGGAAGAACUUACGGCAUCCACGAGCUGGGCCUCCGCCCUCCUUACGCGCUGGCGGAGUGAUUAAAGUGAACAAACAAUGGCCAGCAAUCACAAAUCUUCAGCAGCUCGCCCUGUUUCACGAGGUGGAGUUGGGUUAAGUGGAAGGCCUCCUUCUGGGAUACGACCCCUAUCAGGAAAUACUCGAGUGGCAACUGCAAGUUUCGCUCCUGUUGCCCAGGCUGGAGUGCAAUGGCGAGAUCUCAGCUCACCACAACCUCCGCCUCCCAGGUUCAAGCGAUUCUUCUGCUUCAGCCUCCAGAUGCCACCUGGGACAGCAAGGCCAGGUUCUCGUGGUGUUCCCAUAGGGACGGGUGGAGUUCUGUCUUCUCAAAUCAAAGUUGCCGAUCGUCCUGUGACACAACAAGGUUUGACUGGAAUGAAAACUGGGAUGAAAGGUCCCCAGAGGCAAAUUUUAGACAAGUCUUACUAUCUUGGGCUUCUUAGAAGUAAAAUAAGUGAACUUACUACUGAAGUUAAUAGACUUCAGAAGGAAAUAGAAAUGUACAAUCAAGAGAAUUCAGUAUAUUUGUCAUAUGAAAAGAGGGCCGAGACUUUAGCUGUUGAAAUAAAAGAGUUUCAAGGACAACUAGCAGACUACAACAUGUUGGUAGAUAAACUUAAUACCAACACUGAAAUGGAAGAAGUAAUGAAUGAAUACAAUAUGCUUAAAGCUCAAAAUGAUCGAGAAACACAAAGUAUGGAUGUCAUAUUUACUGAAAGACAAGCGAAAGAAAAACAAAUAAGAAGCGUAGAAGAAGAAAUUGAACAGGAAAAACAAGCAGCAGAUGACAUUAUCAAAAAUAUGUCUCUUGAAAACCAAGUCAAGUACCUGGAGAUGAAAACCACAAAUGAGAAACUAUUACAGGAAUUAGAUACACUUCAACAACAACUGGAUUCACAGAACAUGAAAAAAGAGAGCCUGGAAGCUGAAAUAGCUCACUCCCAGGUGAAACAGGAGGCUGUAUUGCUACAUGAAAAACUUUAUGAGCUGGAGUCCCAUCGAGAUCAAAUGAUUGCAGAAGACAAAAGCAUAGGGUCUCCAAUAGAAGAGAGAGAGAAAUUACUUAAGCAGGUUAAAGAUGAUAAUCAGGAAAUAGCCAGCAUGGAAAGACAGUUAACAGAUAUAAAAGAAAAGAUGAAUCAGUUUAAUGAAGAAAUUAGACAACUUGACAUGGAUUUAGAGGAACACCAAGGUGAAAUGAACCAGAAAUACAAGGAGCUAAGAAAAAGGGAGGAAAAUAUGGACACUUUUAUUGAGACUUUUGAGGAAACAAAGAAUCAGGAACUGGAACGAAAGGCACAGAUAGAAGCCAGCAUCGUUGCACUCUUGGAGCACUGUAGUCGAAAUAUAAAUUGCAUGAAACAGAUAUCCUUUAUCACCAAUCAAGAACUAAAGAUGAUGCAGGAUGACCUCAAUUUUAAAUCUACUGAAGUGCAGAAAUCACAAAGUACAGCUCAGAAUUUGACUUCAGACAGUCAAUGUCUGCAGUUGGAUCUGCAGAAAAUGGAGGUUCUAGAAAGUAAGAUGACUGAAGAACAACAUUCUCUAAAAAGCAAAAUUAAGCAAAUGACAACUGAUCUGGAGAUAUAUAAUGAUCUGGCAGCUUUAAAAUCGUCAGGUGAAGAAAAGAAAAAGAAAUUACAUCAGGAGAGAAUGAUCUUAUCAACCCGCAGAAAUGCCUUUAAGAAAAUAAUGGAGAAGCUAAACAUAGAAUACGAAGCACUAAAAACACAAUUGCAAGAAAAUGAGACCCAUUCUCAGAUUCUCUGACUUUUUAAGACAGCCAGAUUCUGUACAAUCUUCACUCAGAAUGAAUGGACUCCUGCUUUCUUACCUUCUAUAAACCUAUAUUGAAAGCCAACUGUGUUAGACACUAUCUCAGGCACAACUAUUAUGAUAUAUGCAGUACUAUCUUUUAAAAUUUCAAAAGUGGGACAUUACUAAUACAGAAACUAAAAAUCCAUAAAAUCACAAAUAAAAUAAAUUCUAGUGACUAAUACCCCACCACCCAGAAGAGAGAAUGCUUAUUGUUGCGUUAGUAUGGGUCCUUUUUUUUUGGAAAAAGAGUCUCACUCCAUCACCAGGCGCCAGGCUGGAGUGUAGUGGCGUGACCUCAGCUCACUGCAACCUCCACCUCCCAGGUUCAAGCAAUUAUCCUGCCUCAGCCUCCUUAAGUAGCUGUGACUAAAGGUGUGUGCCACCACGCCCAGCUAUUUUUUUUUGUAUUUUUAGUAGAGACGGGGUUUCACCAUGUUGGCCAGGAUGGUCUCAAUCUCUUGACCUCGUGAUCCGCCCACCUCGGCCUCCCAAAGUGCUGGGAUUACAGGCGUGAGCCACUGCAUGGGUCCUUUUAGUAGGUAAGUAGGUAGGUAGAUUAGAUAGAUAGAUACAUAGACAGACAGAUACAUAGAGAGAUAAUGUGUAUACACAUAUAUAUGCAUAUUCUUAGGUACACAUUUAUUUCUAUGCAUUUAUAGAAAUUGUACCAUAUUGUACAUAUUAUUUAGGAGCUUGUUUUUAAUGAUUAGCUAUACAUCAUAAGUACUUUCCCUUGUCAACAUAUAUAUUGACUUUAAAUUGUUGAUAGCCUAGGCCGGGCACGGUUGCUCAAGCCUGUUAUCCCAGCACUUUUGGAGGCCGAGGCGCAUGGUUCACGAGGUCAAGAGAUCGAGACCAUCUUGGUCAACAUGGUGAAACCCCGUCUACUAAAAAUACAAAAAAAUUAGCUGGGCAUGGUGGUGCAUGCCUGUAAUCCCAGCUACUCUGGAGGGUGAGGCAGGAGAAUUGCCUGAACCCAGGAGGCGGAGGUUGCGGUGAGCCGAGAUCGCGCCAUUGCACUCCAGCCUGGGUAACAAGAGCGAAACUCCAUCUCAAAAAAAAAAAAAAAAUUGUUGAUAGCCUAAUGAUAUUCUAGUAUAUGGAUGUAGCAUAAUUUAUUGAACCAAUUCCCUUUCAUUAGAUAUUUAGGCAAUUUCUAGUUUUAAAACUUAAUGCUAUAAAGAACAAUCCAGUUAUCCUUGAACUUCUUAAUUCAUAUCUCCAGUUAUUUACAUGGGAUGCAUAAACAUAUAACUGCACUCCCCUUUUCGUAUCACUCAUCUUGCUGAUAAUUACUUGAACAGUGUGUGAAGUCAAGAUUGAUAGCUGUGAUGGGACAGAGAUAACAUUUACUUUAUUCCCUGCACUGUGCUAUUGGUUGGCACAUAGUAGGUAUUCAGCAAGUAUUUGUUGAAUGAUUGAAUGAAGCAUUAUGUAUCAUAUACAAAGUUAGUAACUAUGGCUUGAAAAGGAUUAGUCCUUCUCAUAUCUAAUUAGUCUAUAUUAGAAAUUUGCACACAGAAUUUAAAAUGCUGAAUACAUUAAAAAUUCCCUCUUUUUCGUUAUAUAGUUACAUGAUCAUAUAGAGAAAAAUAAUGUCAUUUGAUUUCCCACUACCUAGGUACAACCACUGUUAACAUUUUGGUCCCAUAUCCUUGUUGUCUUUUUGUUCUUUGCAAUCAUACAUCCGUAUCAUUUUUACAAAAAAUGAAAUCAUGCUAUUUAUACAGUCUCAACAUUUUAACUUUUUUUAAUCUUUUUUUUCUUUUUUUUAAAAAAAACAAACAGUCUCAGCUGGUGUGGUGGCUCACGCCUAUAAUCCCAGAAUUUUGGGAGGCUGAGGAGGGCAGAUCACCUGAGAUGGGGAGUUCAAGACCAACCUGGCCAACAUGGAGAAACCCCAUCUCUACUAAAAAUACAAAAUUAGCCAGGUGUGGUAGCACAUGCCUAUAAUCCCUGGUACUUGGGAGGCUGUGGCAGGAGAACACUUGAAUCUGGGAGGCAGAGGUGGCGGUGAGCUGAGAUCGCGCCAUAGCACUCUAGCCUGGGUAACGAGCGAAAUUCCAUCUCAAAAAAAAGAAAAGAAAAAAGAAAAAAAUAGAGUCUCACUGUGUUGUUGCCCAGGGUUGGAGUGCGUGACAUAAUUGUAACUUACUGUAGCCUUGAGCUUCUGGACUCAACCGAUCCUCCUGCUUCAGCUACCCAAGUAGCUAGGACUACAGGCACAAACCACCAGGCCCAGCUAAUUUUUACUAUUUUCUUUUAAAUAGAGAUGGGGUCUCACUAUAUUGACCUGGCUCGUCUUGAACUUCUGGACUCAAACAGUCCUCCUGCCUCAGCCUCCCAAAGUAGUGCUGGGUUUGCAGGCAUGAGCCACCAUGCUCAGCCCUUUUUUUUUUUCUUUUUGAGAUGGAGUUUUGCUCUUGUUGCCCCGGCUGGAGUGCAAUGGAAUGAUCUUGGCUCACUGCAACCUCCACCUCCUAGGUUCAAACGAUUCUCCUGCCUCAGCCUCCUGAUGAGUAUUUUUAGUAGAGAUGCGGUUUCACCGUGUUGGCCAGGCUGGAGUUGAACUCCUGAGCUCAUGUAAUCUGCCUGCCUAGGCCUCCCAAAGUGCUGGGAUUAUAAGCAUGAGCUACAAUGCCUGGUUUUUGGUGACAUUUAUGUAGCAUUACCUAUUUCAUUGUAUGGAGGUACCAUUUGAAAACAACAUAUACCUUACAUUCUUUUGAAAAGGAUAGAAUCUCAUGAAAGCUUGUUACAACUACUAAAAGCUUAGAACUCAUUAAUUUACAUAAUUCAAAUUUUCCAGUUACUCUGUUUCUAUAUCACAAUAUACAAACCUAGAUAUAGACUUAUAAGUGACAAAAUUUUCUUAGAUUGUUUAGAGUGAGGAUGAGUGUUGGAGAAGAAAUAAGACAAAGUUUGUGAGGUUAUUGUCUUGAAUGGUUCUUAGAAAAAAAUACUGAUAUUUCUUAUGGAAUAUUGGUCCUCCUCAUUCACUUAAUAGAUGAUUUAAGGUGGAAAGCACUUGACAAACACCAUUUCUUUGAGCCAAUGACUGGUUACCUUGUUUAUUCCCACAUUAGGUGCUAAUUGUAUUGUUAAUUCCAUGUAUUGAUAACUGGAAAUCAUAACAACAAAAUCACUACAAUUUUGAAUCCUCUGUUGUUACCUUUUGUGAAUCCCAACUGAUUAAAUCAAAUCCGGGUCUUCCUAUCUUUCACAACUAUUUUCUUGAAAACUGGCUUUCAGCAUCUAUAAAGAAUUUUAUGUAACAGAUUAUUUAAAUAGGUUAGGGAAAAACAGAUUUUCAAAAUGAAUUUUUGCUUCAUGAUGUCCUUGGAGGUUUAUAGGCAAGUCAGUAAUACAGAGGUAUAAAUGUAAAAGGAAUUUGACCAUCUGACAUAGCGUUGCUUUUAUACCAUUCUUGUAGCACUUAAGAAAGUAUGAUGCAUAAUAAGAAGGCCGCCUGUUUGUGUGAAACAAUGACAAAAAAGUCUGGUACUUGACUUUGCUGAAGGUUAUUAGAGACUUACUGCCAGAAGUGCUGACUGCUUCCUUAAGUCCGUCUUAACUUCAGGGUCCUGUCUGGGGGAGAUUGAUGUGAUUUAGUAAUAUUAGCUCACAGCACAUACAAUCACAUAGUUAAUUAACCAUGCUUUAUUCUAAUAUAUAGAUUUAUCUCUUUGGAGGAAAGAAUGAGAUGGGUGUUAUAUCAAGGCCAAACUUAUGUCCUGAAAAUUAUUUUAACAUGAGUAUAGAAAGAAACAUUACUACUGCUGCUUCAAUUAUUUGUAUUUUUAAAAAUAAUUAUUCUUCUUUGAAAUAUCCAGGCAGAACAUUAGUGUUUCAAUUUUUAGAUGGUCCUUUGCUUUGGAAAAAAACUAUGUGCAUCUUAAAAAAGAAAGACUGUAACCCAGAGUUACAAGGUUAAUUAAAUCAGAAAAACAAUUUAAUACUAUAACAGUAAAAUUGUCUUCUGAGGAAGUAACCAUCAAUAUAAUAUCCACAUUAGCUUCCUGUUGAUGCAGAAAUUAUUGUAACAGUGCCAGCUUUUUACAAGCUGUCUUAUAAUCUUCACACUGCAGCUCUGCUCUUAUCACAGCUUGUGGAAUUAGACAGGAAAUUUAGCCCUGGAAAUAAGGAAGUUUCUCCUAUAUGGCUCAACCUUUGACAGUGUUUGAAUAUAUAUUAUAUUUGUGGCAUUAGACUUCCAGAUUUUAAGGAGAGAUUCCCAUUGAGUCCCAUUUUUCUUUUAAUAGUUUUUUUAGGGAAAGGCAAGUCAUAAAUUGUCUUUCAGUUGGCAUGUUCAUUUGUAUAAUAAAAGUUUAAAAUAUUUUAUAAUUAAAAUAGAGUAAAACAUGUUAUAGAAUUCAUCACUGUAUUAAUGUAUUUAUUAUUAUUUAAUCUUUUUUUUCUGCCAUGACUAUCUCAAUAAAAUAUGCAAGUUGAUAAGAUUUAAAG